Molecule: messenger RNA, 2073 nt
Organism: Asparagus officinalis (garden asparagus)
Lineage: Eukaryota; Viridiplantae; Streptophyta; Magnoliopsida; Asparagales; Asparagaceae
Product: BEL1-like homeodomain protein 6
Exons: 5
Coding region: 561-1571 (336 amino acids)
Biological process (GO): regulation of transcription by RNA polymerase II
Molecular function (GO): DNA-binding transcription factor activity, RNA polymerase II-specific; RNA polymerase II cis-regulatory region sequence-specific DNA binding
Source: RefSeq, a predicted model, not a curated record
GGAUCAAAAUCAGAGCAAAAAUAAUAGAAAGCCCACUUCAAAUCCACUUUCAGAUUUCACUGAUACCAUUGAAACACCAAGAGUGAAAUGACCACCACUUCUCUCUCAGCAAAAACUGAAAAGGAUACAACCCUUUUCACAGACUGAGACCGCCACCACCCGAAAAAAUAAAAAAGAAAAAGAAAAAGAAAAAGAAAAAAGAAAAAGAAAAGAAAAGAAAAAGAUCACAAGCCCUCUUUUAGUAAGAGAGCCACAGUGAGAGAGAACAAAACCCAUUGAUUCUUCUUAUCUCUUCCUCUUUAAUUUGAUUGCUUUGCUUGUUCAUCCAUAGACCCAUUUUGUCUUGACUGAAAGUAUUUACAGAUAUGUUUGGUACUGUUUGAUUUGGUUUUGUUGUAUAAUGGGUCUCUUCCAUUGAGGUUGGAAGACAUAGUCACGAGUUCUUCUAUUUUUCCAAGUGACCCAUCAAUGGACAACACCGGCAGAAUGCAUUAAGGAAUUAAGGCCUGUGUGCAAACGUGCUAGUCGUCAUCUACCUUGUUUCUCCUACUUAUUUGGCAAUGGUUUCUGAAGAUUUCUCAAAGCAAUCAACCUCAACUUUUCAGGGCCAAGGUGUUAUCUCUAAUGUAGAUACUAGCUCUAUUCAUGCUCAAAACCUGAGCUAUGAUCAACCAUUUCAACCAAAUAACGUUCCCAUUUUCUUUAAUUCAUCAAGGGAACAGAUCUCUAGGCCAGAUGAUACUGGAAUGCUUCUAAGUAGUUUCAGUAAUCAUGAAGCUCGAAAAGAUAAUACUCAACCGAGCGUUAGCUAUGGAAAUGGACAUGGGCUUUCACUAACUCUUUGUUCUCGUCGGCUGACUAAAUUUCAACGUGAAAGGAACUCCAACUAUUCAAGUAAUGACUGCAUGAUUUGUGAACGCGAAGCGAAUUGCUCUCAUCAUAAUUUACAUGGCAUGACAUCUCUACUUGCCAUUCAGAACUCUCCGUAUCUUAAACCAGCCCAGCAGUUGUUAGAUGAAGUUAUCUGUGUAAGCAAUGCAGUUGAGCCCAGUUCUGAGAAUCAAGUGAGGUCUCUUCAGAUUGAUAAAAUGGAAGAAAGCAUCAAUCGACAUGAAGGAAACCACUUCUCAUCAGACGAGAACGAUGCUGUCCAUAUCAGAAUCAGCAAACUUGUUGCUUUAUUGGUUCAGCUAGAGAGCCAAUAUGAGCGGUACUUUCAUCAGAUGGACACAGUGGUGGCAUCAUUUGAAGCAGUAGCAGGUGUAGAAGCUGCAGCAUCCUACACUGCCCUCACCAUCCAAGCAAUGUCUAAACACUUCUCCAACCUGAGGUGUGCCAUAAUCACUCAGAUAAAUUCUUCAAGUGACUCUCUGUCAAAAGAUACGCCUAGAUCCCAUGGCGACGUUUCUCAUGAGAACAGCAAACAGAAGAGAGAGACUCUUCAGCAGCUCAGCAUGAUGCAGAUUCGACAAGUUUGGAGGCCAUUAAAGGGACUGCCGGAAGAAUCAGUUGCCUGCCUUCGAUCGUGGCUUUUCAAACAUUUUCUUCAUCCAUAUCGAAUUGGUUUAUAAAUGCUCGCGUUAGGCUGUGGAAGCCGAUGAUAGAAGAGAUGUAUAGGGAGGAGCUUGCAGAAGAUAUGCAGUCCCCCCAUCUGGACUUCUAGGCGUUAGAAAACACUUCAACAUGGGCAGAUUUAAUGGAUGGAUAUUCUUGCAAGAGUUGGGAGUUUGUUCAUCCAUCAUAACUUUGUAUUCGGCUCCUUACGAAUGUGGAAAUUGUAGUCAUCCUGAUUUGCAAUGAGUUAAUAAUAGAUGUCAUUAAUGUAUCCUUCAGAAACUACCUGUCGCCAUCAGGAUUCUUGCCUGUACAAACAAGUACUUUGUUGAAGAAACUGGCUUACAAUAUAUCCUCUUUUUUUAGCUAUUCUUCUCAUAUACUGAUCGAUCCGGUUUGAUAAUAUUGUAAUGUAUCAUAAACGUCAUGACUGAUUUGCUCAAUUUUUCUUUAGAAAAAUUUGGAAUGUAAAAGGUAGACUUGAUUAGGGAAAAACAUCAGCUUAUAUUCUUAUUCUUA